AUGAGCAACAAAAAUAAUUCAUCUAAAAAUAAUAAAUUUAAUGAUGAAGGUAAAAACAACAAUAGUAAUAAUGCCGAUACUAAUGGGCCAGAAAAAAUAAUUUCUGAUUGUCUUUAUAGUGUGCUGGGGGUGAAGAGGGACGCGGAAGAGACAGAAAUUAAAAAGGCUUAUCGACGCCUUGCACUUAAAUGGCACCCAGAUAAAAAUCCAGAUAAGAAAGAACGAGCUGAACGAAAUUUUAAAAGAAUUGCACAAGCUUAUGAAGUGCUUUCUGAUGGAAAGCGUCGAGCAGAAUAUGACAAACACGGAUUAACUAAACCAACAACAAAUAACCACCACAAUAAUUACCAAAGAAGACGAACAACACCAGCAGAUGCCCAUCAUCAUUUCUUUCCCAGUGGAAUGUUUCGUUCCCCUUUUGAUGUUUUUCGUGAAUUUUUUGGGGAUCCUUUUGCUGAUCCUUUUCAUUCACCUCUUUUUGGCUUUGGACGGGAAAGUGGUGCAGGAAUGAGAAGUAGACGAAGACACACAACAAAUUUAUUUGGUCCAUUUACAACAGAUAAAGACGAAAAUAAUUGUGAGUUUUCUACAGUUAUUAGAUUCAGUACAAGUACAAAAGAACCCGGAAAAAAGCUAAAAAAGACGAUUACACAAACACGUGUUGUUAAUGGAAAAAGGAUUAUAACAAAAAGGACGGAGGAUGAUGGAGAAGAGACAGUAGAAGUAACGGAGAAUGGGGAUGUCCAGUUGAAAUAUCUGUUUAAUAAAAGAAGAAAAGAAAAAAAAAUAAUUUUAUAUAAUUUGCCAUCCCUUCCUGCCCAACCAAAUACUUUUUCCUCAAGAAAAGAAAUGACCGAAAAUAUUUCGCUGCCCUUUUUAAUUUUUCUAAACAUCGUGUUUUUUUUUAAUUUUAAAGUUCUUUCAAUUUAAUUAUGUAAAUUCCAAUUUUUAUUGUUUUAUAAAUAAAAAGUUUUGAUUUUUUGUUUAAAUUCUGUUUAGUCUUAUUUUACUGGACAUAUUAAUUUUUCUUUAAUUUUGUUUUAGUUGAAACAUUUGGUUGAUAUUUAAAUAAUUAUUUUUGGAUGUUUAGAGUAUUUUCCCAGCUAAAUAAGAAAAUGAAUUUCACUCAAAUAGUUAGGCAUAAACUUCUUGGAGAAGCUUUGUUUUUUGAUUGGAUUCUGAUGGGGAAUUACAGCAGGCUACUUAUG
Messenger RNA from Meloidogyne enterolobii, 1208 nucleotides. The record is from the annotation of a GenBank genome assembly. NCBI's taxonomy places the organism in Eukaryota, Metazoa, Nematoda, Chromadorea, Rhabditida, Meloidogynidae.